CGCUCGGCGCCGCGUCUCCGGUACCUCCUCCGCCUGCGCCUGCUCCUUUUUUUCCUUCUCCUCUGUUCCCGCGAACGUCGCGGCAGUGUCUGCUCCACAACUUUCCAAGAAAGUUCAGAAACUCGUCUCCGGGGCGGCCGGGUCGCGCGCGGCAGCUACUUCGGGGAGCCGCCGGGCAGCUCCGAGGGCGCACAGCCUCCCGGGCUUCGCGGUCGCUGCACCUGCCACGUCCGUCGCCGCCGCUGCCGCCUGGUGCCAGGCUGUGGGCAGACCCUGGCGGUGGCGGCAGCGGCGGCGGUGUCGGGUUCACCUCCUGCUGCCUCGUCUCCGUCUGGGUCCCCUGCGCUGCCACCGCCGCCCCACGUGCGCUAUCGUUCCUGGAGCGCACGCUCGGUGCUUCCUCAACAAUUUUUGUAACUUUCCCCCUCUAUCUUCCUUUCUCCCAACUCCCACUUUUUUCAUUAGGGUAAAAAAAAAAGUGUCGAAAGUGUCCACGGAUUGCCACCUCCCAAUUAUCCUUCCUUUCCUCCCGCCCCACUUUUUUUUUUUUUUUUUUAAAGCGGCGACAACAUUGUUUAGUGUUAUUUUGUUUUAACGAUCGAUAGCUUCCUUUGCUUGGUCGAGGCGGCUGCGGACCGGCGGAGUGGCGUGGACCUCAUGUAGAAAUGACAACAAUGGAAGGGGCCAGCGGGUCGAGUUUUGGAAUAGACACGAUUUUGUCCAGUGCCAGUUCGGGCAGCCCAGGCAUGAUGAAUGGAGAUUUCCGCCCGCUCGGCGAGGCCAGGACCGCGGAUUUUAGGAGUCAGGCCACUCCAUCCCCCUGUUCGGAGAUUGAUACCGUAGGAACGGCGCCUUCCUCUCCCAUCUCCGUCACCAUGGAGCCCCCGGAACCGCAUCUGAUAGCGGACGGGCCCCAGCAUCACCACCACCUGCACCACAGCCAGCAGCCGCCGCCAGCCGCGGCCCCUACGCAAAGUUUGCAGCCUUCGCCCCAGCAGCAGCCGCCGCCGCCGCCGCCAGCGGCCCAGCAGCUGGGCUCGGCCGCCUCAGCCCCCAGGACUUCCACCUCUUCUUUUUUAAUUAAGGACAUCUUGGGCGACAGCAAACCUCUGGCGGCGUGUGCACCGUACAGCACCAGCGUCUCCUCUCCCCACCACACCCCGAAGCAGGAGAGCAAUGCAGCGCACGAGAGCUUCAGGCCAAAGCUCGAGCAGGAGGACAGCAAAACCAAACUGGACAAGCGGGAAGAGUCCCAGAGCGACGUCAAAUGUCACGGAACAAAGGAGGAAGGAGAUCGGGAGAUUUCAAGUAGCCGAGAGAGUCCCCCUGUGAGAGCCAAAAAGCCUCGUAAAGCCAGGACGGCUUUCUCCGACCACCAACUCAAUCAACUGGAGCGUAGCUUUGAACGACAGAAGUACCUGAGUGUGCAGGAUCGCAUGGACCUGGCGGCUGCACUCAACCUCACUGAUACCCAGGUCAAGACCUGGUACCAGAACCGCAGGACCAAGUGGAAACGGCAGACCGCGGUGGGCCUGGAGCUGCUGGCUGAGGCGGGGAAUUACUCGGCACUGCAGAGGAUGUUUCCGUCGCCUUAUUUCUACCACCCAAGCCUGCUGGGCAGCAUGGACAGCACUACUGCAGCGGCGGCCGCUGCCGCCAUGUACAGCAGCAUGUACCGGACUCCUCCCGCGCCCCAUCCCCAGCUGCAGCGGCCCCUGGUGCCCCGAGUGCUCAUCCACGGCCUGGGGCCCGGGGGACAGCCGGCCCUCAACCCCUUGUCCAACCCCAUCCCAGGUACCCCACACCCCCGGUGAAGAGCGAGCCUGCAGACCCUCCCUGACCCCUCCCCAACCAGGACAGCUGUCCCUCCUCUCCCCCAACCAGGCAGUCUGGCCUCCCUUGCAGUCUACCAGGAAGCAAAGAAGUGAGAGAGGAAGACGCUCAGCAGUGGGCGGGGGGUCCCCCGAAAGAGCCAGCUCUCCGCACUUCAUCUCCCCACCCCCAGAGACAGGGCUGGAAAGCUCCCCCACAGCAGUAUGACUGGCGAAAACGCUGACCCCACACAGAGUGCGACCAGUAAGUGAAAACAUCAACAAAAACAAAAACCUCAAGUUCUUUUUAAAAAUGACUUUAUGGACAAGCCGGAGGGAGGGGGGUGGGGUAAGGAGGGAAGAAAGAAGGGCAAGGAGAGGAAACUGCACAGGCAGAGAGAACUGUAGAUGAACAGCCUCAGAUUCCAAGGCAGAGGGCGUUGCUGUGGACAUUCCGUCUGGCCCAGAGAAAAGAGGAGGGUAACUGAGAACUUUGCACUGAAUUCUCAUGACCUUUUUUCUUUCGGAAAAGUGGCAUGCUCCAUAAUAUGAAAAAAAAAUGUACAUUUGAAAGACUGAGUGAUAAGUGAUAUAUCAUAUUUAUUAUAUGUUGUCCAAAAAAGAGUCACUUAUAUACCUUAGUAAAACAUGAUUUUUCUUUUCAUGUC
Molecule: messenger RNA, 2479 nt
Organism: Capra hircus (goat)
Lineage: Eukaryota; Metazoa; Chordata; Mammalia; Artiodactyla; Bovidae
Gene: BARHL2
Product: BarH like homeobox 2
Exons: 3
Coding region: 666-1814 (382 amino acids)
Biological process (GO): regulation of transcription by RNA polymerase II
Cellular component (GO): nucleus
Molecular function (GO): DNA-binding transcription factor activity, RNA polymerase II-specific; RNA polymerase II transcription regulatory region sequence-specific DNA binding
Source: RefSeq, a predicted model, not a curated record